AUGUUCGGCCCAUUUCCCUCGUGCCUCGUGGCGCCUGCGGAUGAGCCAUGCAGCCCUUCAAAGUCGCCUGGGCGCAGCAGUGUUCGACGUUCAUUGGACACUGCUGUUAAGAGCCCAGUGACUGAAGCUCAUCAUCCUGCGCCUGACCCGGGCCCGCCGCCCAUCACGCCCGGUAACGCGUUUUCCAUAAUUGCUCGACGCGAAUGGGAGAAAGGCAGAGUCCGUGGGAAGAGUUUUGGUAGUUCGGAACCAAGCAGCCCAACUGAGGAGCUUCAGCGUCCUGGCAUCUAUCGCAAGUCUUCAUACCUUGAUUAUGAUGAGGAGCUGGCGCUUCCCAUGCCCAAGCCACGACAUGAGAGAGCCGACACGCCGUCUCUGUCUACAGGGAAUGAGAAUGAGACCGGGAGACCUGGCCUGCUGAAAAAUCGCUCCGCAACCGAUCCGAUUUUCGUUAGCACCCCUUCUCACUCCGAGCCAUCAACCCCGGAUGAUGUCAAGAAGAGGUCCAAGCUGGAUCUCAUCAAGUCUAAACUGAGCUUCAAGGAUCUGCGCAAGGAGGCUUCCACAGAGGACACCAGCAAGAGCUUCAUCUCUCAUCCGAUGCCCCAGCUGCGUGACGUUCCAGCUCUGCCAUCUAGUGAGAGCUCCAAGAGAAGAUUUCGUCGUGCUGCCUCGCCUGGUGGCUUUUCGUCCAUGUCGCAGAGCAACUACAAUUUUAAGGCAAAGCUGAAACCUAUCGACCAAGGCAAAAUCUCUGGACCCGCAUUGCAAACCAACACUACGCCGAGUAAGAUACCGCUGCCUCCUUCGGGGGGCUUCACCAAUGCGCAUGGCAUCAUGGCUCCGUCCCGAAUUCCAAGCCGUCGGGUAUCCAGCACUGAGAGCCAGUCUUCGUCCCCUACUCAGGAUAGCAACAAGGACAAGUCAAACGCAGAGGACAAAACAGGAGCUAUUGCUCCCACUGGAAAGCGUCCGAAUCUUACUAUCUCGCGUACCAGUAUGGAUGUUGGCCAGAAGGUGCGCACCUCAUACGAGGCGCCCAACUAUCCUGUGACAAAGGACUCACCUCCCGUGCCUGGCGACCUUCUUGAGGGGUCGGGAAAGGUCAAGUAUCUGCCACGACACUGGGUCGAGCAAGACUCUGCUCCCUCGGUCCCACCCAAACCAGAUGGCCAUGCCCCAACUGCUUACGAAGAGAAUGAACCUCCCAUUACUGCUAUUCCUGAUUAUCUGCCGUCCUUCAAGGAACGUCUGGAAAAGGCUGACAUCCCUCUGGAGGGGCUUGUGUCCCCGAUCCGCAGUAUCCCCAUGCAAGUAGAUGACCUCGUUGACACGGUUCGCUCAAUCCAGAGACAGACUGAAACCGGCGUGAGCAACCUCACCAAGAAGCUGGACGAGCUCUCUAACUGGAUCGGCGAUCAGCUCCAAAAUCAGGUGGAUUCUAUCUCCGACUUGGCGCGCACCAAAGCCGAGUUGCACAGCAAGCAGUUUGAUAUUUCCAGGGAGAUGAUGAAAUUCCAGAUGGAUGUUCGUCUUGAGAUCGGUGUCAUGGAGCGAAGACUCAACAACUUCGAGAUGAAGGUUAUGGAUGAGGUGCAGGCCGAGAUUCGAGCUUUGGCUCGCUCGUAUGAGGAUCUGAAUCGCAAGACUGAGGCCCUUAUCACCAAGUUUUCGUCCGAUGAUCUUCACGAGUUCAUUGAAUGCCAACGCCGGAAGACCGAGGAGAUCCAGAAAGAAGUCGGCUAUUUGAAGGCUCAAGAUGACAAACUCAAGCUCGAUGAAACUCAGACAGAGCAAAUCAUUCGGUGCGUAAAAGCUCAGAUGGAGGCCGUCAAAGGCGCAUCCGCUGCCUACCCAAUUACCCCGACGAAGAUUGAGAUCUUGAACGAACUUUCCUCCAAGAAAACUGACCUGGCAACUCCGCUGAGCCAGAAGACGGACACCCCGACCACAUCGUUGGAUGUACACCGCUACAGUGAAUCGACCAUCCGCAGCACUCCACCUUUGGUCCGUGAUCUCGAUCGUGCUCUCCCCCUGCCACCUACCCCGGCUUCCAUUGAAAACUCACUUCUCACCCGUCCUCGAGCAUCCGCGGCGCAGGAGCCCAAGCCCACCGGUACGUUCCCACGAAGCUUGUCCAUGACCAAGAAAGGAUUUCUUACUGGUGUGAAAGAUGCAGUCUCUAGCGCCUCUGAGGUAAGAGAGAAACCAAUGGAGAAGAAGAGUUCUAGCGAAGGGAAGAAAUGGUCUGUCUUUGGAUUUCGCCGCCGCCGCGAUGGCCACGAGACCUCCACCACCAGCUCGGGCAAACACUCCCGCUCCUCCAUCCGCCGCCUUGAGGGUACCCUACUUCUCGAUGAUGGCAGAUCGCACUCGCGAACAUCGACUCCUACUCCGCCCAUUCCCGCUAUUCCGCGGGAUGUCUCCAAGUCUGUUCAGAAAGGCAACACGCUGAGCACCAUCCACCCAGCCCUUCGCGCCGCUACUAUCCAGAAUUCCAUGCACAAGGAUGAAGCGCUGUCUUCAAAGAGCUGCUUCAAGCCAAUCGUGCCUACCCAGCCUCGCUUCAGCUGUGAUAUCGGCUCUAACGGUUCUACCCGUGGCUCGAUCCCAUCCACCUGCACUCCCGCGACAUCCUUUGGCGAAGCCCAUUUUCAGCCUGGUUCUGACAACUUCCACUCCACCAUGCAGGAAAAGCAGUCCCUGAAGAAGAGUCACCACGCUGAGGAUAGCCUGAAGGUGCCGCUGCUUGGCGAUACUGACCAUGGCUGGGAUCGGGCGUCUCUGCGUGAGUCCCGAUCCAACGACACGCUGAACUAG
Penicillium cinerascens is the source of this 2820-nucleotide messenger RNA. RefSeq lists its product as uncharacterized. Bases 1 to 2820 code for a protein of 939 amino acids. NCBI's taxonomy places the organism in Eukaryota, Fungi, Ascomycota, Eurotiomycetes, Eurotiales, Aspergillaceae. The record is from RefSeq and is a predicted model, not a curated record. The transcript is spliced from 2 exons.